AUGGACCUGUGCCACGUCCCUGCCACCCAGGAGAAGGGCUGGUACCUGGCACUGAUGGCUCCCAACGUCAAGGGUCCCAACUACGCCUGGCUGGACCCCUCCCGGCUCUACUGCCAUCCGCAGGGCUUGCAGGACUGUGUAGCUGACCUGCUGCAGCCCUUCCAAGGAGACCCCAUUGACAUGGUGGCCGGUAUCGAUGCCAUGGGCUUCAUCCUGGGCUCUGCCACUGCCACUCUGCUGCAGAAAGGCUUCCUGGCCAUCCGCAAAGCCGGGCACCUCUGUGUGCAGACGGUGGCACAGCCCUACACCGACUACUCGGGCAGACAGAAGGUGAUGGAGGUCCGCACCGAUGCCAUCUCGCCCGGUCUGCGCAUCCUCCUCGUGGACCAGUGGAUUGAAACUGGGGGCACCAUGAGAGCGGCCAUUCAGCUGGUGGAGCGGCUCGGGGGGGUCGUGGCAGGUGUCGCUGCCAUCUGCAUUGAGGACAGCGAGGGUGGACGAUGGAUCCAGGAGCACUACAAGUGCUCCCACUGCGUCCCCCCACACCUGCAGCCCCGCUUCAACCACCAUCAGUUGGGCUGGAACUGA
This is a messenger RNA of Melopsittacus undulatus (budgerigar), 588 nucleotides long. Its product is annotated as adenine phosphoribosyltransferase-like. The record is from RefSeq and is a predicted model, not a curated record. Lineage: Eukaryota; Metazoa; Chordata; Aves; Psittaciformes; Psittaculidae. Gene Ontology annotation, molecular function: adenine phosphoribosyltransferase activity. The transcript is spliced from 5 exons. The coding region runs from base 1 to 588 and encodes 195 amino acids.